AUGGCUUCCAAUUCGAUAUGUAGCCGCUGCUUACGGCUGGCUUCUCAACUGCCACGCAAUGGUAAUGCUGGGCGAGAGUCACGACGAGCCUUCACCACCACGGCGAAGCAGCAGCCGUCUCGAAGACGGAUACAUCAAUCGAGCAACCCAAGAGCGCCGGCAGUAGAAGGACAGCGCCAGCAGGACUCCCCAGUACCCCCCUUCUCCGCCACUCGAGGCCGCACAGUGGAUCAGCCUGCCACCAAUCCCUACGACCGGGCCCUCCUACAGCGGCACAAUCUGUUCCACCCCUUCACGAACUCGCCAUCUCCUCAAAUUCGCAAACGGGCGGCAAUCAUCCGCCAGAAUGCGUACUGUCCCCACCCUUCACACCAGCCGACCCGCAACCCUCAGUCACCUCAUGAUGCAGAGGGAAGGAAGACGGGCCAAAUGCCACCCGCACACGUCCGCUACGAGUGCCCAGACUGCGGCAUCCCCGUCUCUUGCUCCGAGGAACACUUUGCGAGCGACUAUGAGAGUCAUCUGCAGAUCUGCGAUACUCUGAGACAGAUCAACGAGGACGACCAUGAUUUGGUGUCGGGAAGGUUCUUUCCAGAGUUUCAAUAUCCGAGCUCACAGAUUGAGGAAGCGCAGGUGAACAUGACGAAUUGGGAUACGUUGUUGUACAGCAGAGAGUUCAAUGCGAUCAACGAUGAGAGGAGUAUGCGGCAGGCGACGAGGUUGCUGACGUAUCCGAUGACCGUGGGCAGUGUGCUGCAUGAGUUGAGCCCGUACAGCUUGAAGCAGCGGUUGACGCCGGAAGGGCUGCGCUCGUUGUCUGCCCUACGCUACUCACUUCACCCUCCUCGAACUGGCGCCUCCACCACCAUGUCCGGCAUCCGACCUAAUCCUCCUCCGAUCCGUCUUUUCAUUCUCGGCGCCCGUGCUGAGUCCUCUCUCCCCCGCGAAGUCUGGAUUCAGCUCUCCCACCUCUUCCCUCGUGUCUCCUUCCACCUCAUCUUCAUCGGUCCGGAGAGCAUGGCGAACCGAGACGACGAAUUCCCCCUACCUUCCCGGACACCUCAGAAUCCCUACGGCGCCAUUGUUGAAGACCGUCUGGGUGGCGGAAUGAAGGUCAGCACCUACGUUGAGUACUUCCACACGCUCUUCGAAGCCCAGCACUUCGCGCCAUUCGACCCUUACUUCGACGCCUUCCUGCUCUUCCAUCCUGGGCUCGGACAUCCUGCUUCUUCACACGAGUGGGCGCCGACUUUACCACAACUUCUAUCGACUAAGAUCCCCAUCCUGUGCACCGGAUACACCGAUUUCGACAUGCAGCGCGAUAUUGAAUGGGUCAAGAAGGAGGCGGGGGGCGAGAUGGACGUGCUGAUGGAGCCCGGGGAGAAUCGGUUUAGGAGUUUGAGGUGGGAUUUGAACGAUCUAGAUCCGGGUGAUGUGAGUUGUGGGAACUGGGGCGUGUGGGGGUUUAGGGGGAAGAGGUAUGAGGCGGAUGAGUAUCGGGGUGCUGAGUGA
Messenger RNA from Saxophila tyrrhenica, 1512 nucleotides. It is a transcript of the gene MSS51, whose product is annotated as translational activator for mitochondrial COX1. The record is from RefSeq and is a predicted model, not a curated record. NCBI's taxonomy places the organism in Eukaryota, Fungi, Ascomycota, Dothideomycetes, Mycosphaerellales, Extremaceae. Gene Ontology annotation, biological process: mitochondrial respiratory chain complex IV assembly. The coding region runs from base 1 to 1512 and encodes 503 amino acids. The transcript has 2 exons.